Messenger RNA from Phalaenopsis equestris, 2307 nucleotides. RefSeq names its product exocyst complex component EXO70B1-like. The transcript is spliced from 2 exons. The coding region runs from base 411 to 2237 and encodes 608 amino acids. Gene Ontology annotation, biological process: exocytosis. Gene Ontology annotation, cellular component: exocyst. Lineage: Eukaryota; Viridiplantae; Streptophyta; Magnoliopsida; Asparagales; Orchidaceae. The record is from RefSeq and is a predicted model, not a curated record. Gene Ontology annotation, molecular function: phosphatidylinositol-4,5-bisphosphate binding.
CUCUCCCCGAAUCAAACAGACCCUGGAGAAGAAAAAAAAGGCAUUUUUACGAAUGAGAGAGCUCACGAGAAGAAGCCUGAAAUAAAAAGAAGACAUGGCUAUGAAUUUUCUGUGAAAAAGUGCUUUCCCUUCUCUUCCUAUGUUCUCUAUCAAUCGCAUUUCCACACUUCACCUUACUGCCACUGUCAUCACUAUUUAAUUACGAAAACACCACGCUCCCCCAAUUCCGGCGAAACUACGAAGCUCCAAGUAACCGCGUCCUUUUUUUGUUUUUUUUUUUUUUUAAAUUAUCCGCAGCCACGUUUUCUCAUACUCGCAGUCGUCAAAAUCUCUACUUCUCUUCUCUGGUGGGAACAUUGCUCCUCUUCCGUCAAAAGCCGAGCUCUGCAAGCCCUAAUUCGAUGAGUUAGAUGGCGGAACACGGCGAAGAGAAGCUCAUAGAAGUUGCCCGCCACAUCGCUAAGACUCUCGGCCGUACGGAUACCAUGGCCAACGACAUCCUUCGAAUCUUCUCCGACUUCGAUGGCCGCUUCACUCGCGAGAGGCUCACCGCCGAUCAUAACCCCGAUGACUCCAUUAGUGACGACCAACCCACUCCUACCGCUGUCUCCUCCUCCAUCGACCGCAAGAUCUCCCGUUUCCUAUCCUCUGAUAUCUCGAUCUGGUCCGACGCUUCCGACGCCGCUGCCUUCCUCGACGCCGUCGAUUCCCUCAUCGCCUCCGUACGGGGAAUCAAUCCGUCGGCCGCACUCAACCGCGCCGACGAUCUCUUGCAGCAGUGCAUGCUCCGGCUCGAAGACGAGUUCCGCUCGAUGCUAGAGAACCCUUUUCGUGACUCCCUAUUCGACCCUGUUACGCCGCCGGAAUUAGAUUCCGACGGCGAAGAAGAUCAGAUCCCGGUGGCGUCGCCGGUUACAGACUACGAUUUCUUCAUCGACGCUCUCCCGCCGGGAACCCUGUCUGACGUCCAUGAGAUAGCAAAGCGAAUGGUUGCCGCCGGCUUUGGAGAAGAGUGCGCCCGGGCUUAUAGCAUCGCCCGGCAGGAUUUUCUUGAGGAAAGCAUCUGCCGACUAGGUAUCCGCCUUCGGACCCCCAAAAUCGAAGACUUCGGGAGAGCAACAUGGACGGAGCUCGAGGACGAGAUUUUUCGCUGGAUUAAGGCAAUGAACGUUGCUUUCCGCAUUCUUUUCCCCAGCGAGCGGCGACUCUGCCGACGCAUCUUCUCCGGCUCCCCCGCAGUCGCCGAUCUCUCCUUCGCAGAGGUAUGCCGAGGCCCAGUAAUCCAGCUUCUGCGAUUCGCCGAUGCGAUUUCUUCUGGGAAACGUUCGCCGGAGAAGCUAUUUAGGGUGAUUGAUAUGUACGAGGCCUUCCGAGACAUAGUCCCGGAGCUCGAUGCCCUGUUCUCCGAUAAGUACUCGGAAUCCAUUCAGGCUGAGGUUUUUACCGUCUGGAAGAAGCUUGGAUCAGCGAUUCGUGGGAUUUUCACGGAGUUUGAUAACUUGAUCAGGCGGGAUCCGGCGACGGAGGCGGUUCCAGGCGGCGGACUGCAUCCCAUCACUCGCUAUGUGAUGAAUUACCUCGUCGCUGCUUGUGACUCACGGAGAACGUUGGAGGAAGUGAUGGAUGGAGAUGAAUUGCCUGACGCAGGUGAUCGCCUGCCUGAGCAGGACUCCUCGCCCUUCGCGGCACAGAUUGCGUGGAUUAUGGAGGUGUUGCAGGGAAAUUUGAGGACAAAGGCUAGAGUGUACAGGGAGCCAGCGCUGAGCUGCAUCUUCUUGAUGAACAAUUGCAGAUACAUGAUGCAGAAGGUCAGCAGCAGCAGUGAAAUGUUGAUGUUGCUUGGUGAAGACUGGCCCCGGCGGCAGGCGGCGUUGGAGCGGCAGUGGGCGGCUAAGUACCAAAAGAGCUCAUGGGGCAAGGUGACGGCGGUGCUUCGGAUCGACGGCGACAAUUUGCCGACAGCUGAUGUGAUGAGGGAGAGACUGGGGAUGGUGGACGUCUACUUGGAGGAGACACGGCAGUCGCAGAUGGACUGGGUGGUGGCGGACGAGGGCCUGAGGAAGGAGCUUAGGGUUGCGGCUGCCAGAAUCGUCUUGCCGGCGUACAGGAGUUUUCUUGAGGUUUACAGGGUAUUGGUGGAGGGAAGAAGGAAUGGGGAGAAAAAUUUGAGGCAUCAUAGCGCAAGGGAAGUUGGGAUGAAGAUCAAUGAGUUGUUUGAAGGGAGCAGAAGACCUUAGAUGGGAACUGUGUAGCAGAAGAUAUUUUUUAUCAGCAUAUUUAUAGUGAAUAUUAUAAGAAGAUAUAAUA